Anoplopoma fimbria (sablefish) is the source of this 1398-nucleotide messenger RNA. RefSeq names its product glial cells missing transcription factor 2 (gene gcm2). Bases 1 to 1398 code for a protein of 465 amino acids. Gene Ontology annotation, biological process: regulation of transcription by RNA polymerase II; gliogenesis. NCBI's taxonomy places the organism in Eukaryota, Metazoa, Chordata, Actinopteri, Perciformes, Anoplopomatidae. Gene Ontology annotation, molecular function: DNA-binding transcription activator activity, RNA polymerase II-specific; RNA polymerase II cis-regulatory region sequence-specific DNA binding. The transcript is spliced from 8 exons. Gene Ontology annotation, cellular component: nucleus. The record is from RefSeq and is a predicted model, not a curated record.
AUGUCCCGGGCCGAGGAGCGCGAGGACGCGGACUGUGUGUGUUCGGUCGGGAUGAAGUUCACCUGGGACAUCAACGACCCCAAGCUGCCGCAGGACACAAAGCAGUUCGACCCGUUCCAGGAGUGGACAGACGGUUACGUUCGAUACAUCUACAGCGCCGAGGAUAAGAACGCUCAGAGACACCUGUCCGGUUGGGCGAUGAGGAACACCAACAACCACAACUGUCAGAUCCUAAAGAAGUCGUGUCUGGGCGUGGUCGUCUGCUCCCGCGGCUGCUCGCUGCCCGACGGCUCCCGGCUGCAGCUCCGCCCCGCCAUCUGUGACAAGGCCCGGCAGAAACAGCAGAAGAAGCUGUGUCCGAGCUGCGGCGCCGGUCUGGAGCUGCUGCCGUGUCGCGGUCAUAGCGGUUACCCCGUCACCAACUUCUGGAGGGUCGACGGAAAGUCCAUCUUCUUCCAGGCUAAGGGGGUCCACGAUCAUCCCAGACCAGAGUCCAAGUCCGAGACCGAAGCCAGAAGAAGUUCAGUAAAGAGACGAGUCAGCUCGCCUCCGUUCACUCCGAAGAGACGACUCAUGGAGCCGCAGGCUCUUGGCCCCGCCCUCCUCUCCUGUGUCGAUCCUUCAGACAGAAUCUCCUUCAUUGAGCCCAGUUUCCCGCAGCAUUACCCAGCAUUCCAGAGCCCAGAGCCCUACUACAACCCCCACAAUGCACUAGGAGAGGCCCCACCCACACUGCAGAAACCAGCCAAUCCUCGGCUCUACAUGGGCCGGCCCGGCUACGAGUUCCAAGGAUACCUGACCUCGCCUUCGUAUCCCAUGACCUCUGACCUCUGUGACCCCAGGGUGGCUCCGGUCCUGGGUUCCUCCUCUUCCUCCACCUCAUCGUCGGCUCCUCUCUCCUCCUCCUGCUCCUCCUUCGACCCCCAGACCAAGUCUCCUGCAGGCUGGAAGGAGCUGCUGAAGAGCUCCGCCCCCUACGGUGACAACCACCAUUACUACAGUGCCGAGUACCCCUGCCGUUACCCCAGCAACACCCCCGGGUCACCCGCCGCUUUGCAGACCAUCAUUACCACGACAACCAAGGUCUCCUAUCAGCCUUGUCCGAAGCCUCCUGCUGCGCUCCCUUCCUACCAGUCGUGUCCUAAACCCUCCUCCGGCCUCCCGUCCUAUCAGCCCUGUGCUCCUCCUAAACCUCCCGGCCUCCCCGGCUGCUCCUCCCUGCUGGACGAUCCCUCCUCCUCCUCGUACUCCACCGAGGUGAAGGUGACGGAGGAGUCGGGUGGAGUCAUCAAGUCUCUGUCGUUUCAGCCUGAACCUCUGCAGACCAAAACCGAGCGGGCCGACGGCUACGACUACCGCUACGCGUACCCCAACACAUAUCGCUAUGACGACUACUGA